AGCUUCCGGGGUCUGUAGCUGGAGCGCCGGAGGAAGAGCAGGAUCAGCUGAACUGCAGAAGAAAUGAAAAUAUUCUCCUAAAAUUCAUCACCAACAAAAAGGAUAUUUAUCAAAGAGCAGUGUUAAACUGCUGAAAGAGGUGUAGCACAAGCCAUCCUGAAGAAUCUCCAGAACACGCAGAAAUUGUUUGAUACAUAUAACAGACAAAUGAAGCCAAGUCCCGACAUGGAGAAACAUCAGCACUCUGUCAAGAGUUUUACUAAACAGAGUAAUCUCAAAAAACACCAGCGCAUUCACACAGGAGAGAACCCGUAUCAGUGCUCAGAUUGUGGGAAGAGUUUUACUAAACAGAGUAAUCUAAAAAAACACCAGCACAUUCACACAGGAGAGAAACCGUAUCAUUGCUCAGACUGUGGGAAGAGUUUUAAUCAAGGCGGUCAUCUCCAACACCACCAGCGCAUUCACACAGGAGAGAAACCGUAUCACUGCUCAGACUGUGGGAAGAGAUUUAUUGAACAGAGUACUCUCAAACGACACCAGCGCAUUCACACAGGAGAGAAACCGUAUUACUGCACAGACUGUGGGAAGAGUUUUAAUAGACUGGAGACUCUAAAACUGCAUCAGCGCAUUCACACAGGAGAGAAACCGUAUCACUGCUCCAAGUGUGGGACGAGUUUUACUGUACAGAGUAAUCUCAAAAUACUCCAGCGCAUUCACACAGGAGAGAAACCGUAUUACUGCUCAGACUGUGGUAUGAGUUUUACUCAACAGAGUCAACUAAAACUGCACCAGCGCAUUCACACAGGAGAGAAACCGUAUUACUGCUCAGACUGUGGGAAAAGUUUUAAUCAACAGAGUACUUUCCAAAUACAUCAGCGCAUUCACACAGGAGAGAAACCGUAUUACUGCUCAGACUGUGGGAGGAAUUUUAAUCAUCAGAGUAAUCUCAAAAACCACCAGCGCAUUCACACAGGAGAGAAACCGCAUCAUUGCUCAGACUGUGGGAAGAGUUUUACUACCCAGAGUACUCUCAAAAAACACCAGCGCAUUCACACAGGGGAGAAACCAUAUUACUGCUCAGACUGUGGGAAGUGUUUUACUACCCAGAGUACUCUCAAAAAACACCAGCGCAUUCACACAGGAGAGAAACCGUAUCACUGCUCAGACUGUGGGAAGAGUUUUACUUCACAGAGUGAUCAUCUCAAAAAACACCAGCGCAUUCACACAGGAGAGAAACCACAUCACUGCUCAGACUGUGGGAAGAGUUUUAAUCAAGAGAGUGAUCUCAAAAAACACCAGCGCAUUCACACAGGAGAGAAACCACAUCACUGCUCAGACUGUGGGAAGAGUUUUACUGAACAGAGUACUCUCAAAAAACACCAGCGCAUUCACACAGGAGAGAAACCGUAUCACUGCUCAGACUGUGGGAAGAGUUUUACUCAACAGAGUACUCUCAAAAAACACCAGCGCAUUCACACAGGAGAUAAACCGUAUCACUGCUCAGACUGUGGGAAGAGUUUUAAUCAACAGAGUACUCUCAAACUGCAUCAGCGCAUUCACACAGGAGAGAAACCGUAUUACUGUUUCGACUGUGGGAAGAGUUUUACUCAACAGAGUCAUCUCAAACUGCACCAGCGCAUUCACACAGGAGAGAAACCGUAUCACUGCUCAGACUGUGGGAAGAGUUUUACUAAACAGAGUGAUCUCAAAAAUCACCAGCGCAUUCACACAGGAGAGAAACCGUAUCACUGCUCAGACUGUGGGAAGAGUUUUAAUCAACAGAGUAAUCUCAAAAUACACCAGCGCAUUCACACAGGAGAGAAACCGUAUCACUGCUCAGACUGUGGGAAGAGUUUUAAUCAACAGAGUCAUCUCAAACUGCACCAGCGCAUUCACACAGGAGAGAAACCGUAUCACUGCUCAGACUGUGGGAAGAGUUUUACUAAACAGAGUGAUCUCAAAAUACACCAGCGCAUUCACACAGGAGAGAAACCGUAUCACUGCUCAGACUGUGGGAAGAGUUUUACUUUACAGAGUGAACUUAUAUUACAUCAGUGCAUUCACAAAAGAUAGAAAAGUAUCCCAAAUCUGUUCCUCUGCCAUAAAAAUGCAAACCUUAAAUCUUUCAGACAGCCAAAAACACCUCAUCAUGCACAAAAUCUUCACUCUGUUACAAGAACUUCAUUUAAAAAUGGCUUUUUACAGGUUCAGAAAAAUGAAUCUUAUCCAGAGAUGAUGUUUACUGAAUUUCAUGCUGUGUUUUUAUGUUUGUUUGUAUACCUACAUUAGUUAAUGCCUGCAGAGCUCUUCAACACUUAGUGUUGUGUUUUAAGAAGUUUUUACACACAGAAUCAUAAAUGGUACCACUAACAGCAUAAACUAGGAACAUACAUUUUUACAAUUUUUUCAGUGAUAUGCUGAAUAAAUAGUAAAGCGAUGAUGCUAGCUCAGAGUAAAAUCGUAUAUUAAAUCUCAGCAUUAGCUUUAGAACUAAUAAUAAACAAAAGUGAGGAUUUUAUCAUUCUGGGACAUUUUUAGGUUUAAAAAUUGAAUAUGCUUUGCCAUAAGUAGGAAAUGAUCAUUUGGUCAACUUAUGUCAUUUACAGCCUUAACACAUUCUCAAUUGUUUACAUAUAAAAACUUUCUUUAUUUUUUCCUCCACUCCACGUUUGUAGUUUGUAGUUGGAGCGAGGGCACUGCCAGUGUUUGCUCCAGAUGUUAGAUUAGCAUUACUUAGUCUUUUAAAAUUUAGAUGUCGUAGUUUAAAGGAGUAGAGUAUUCUUAGGAGUAGAGAAUAUUCUUAGCUUGCAACAAAAGGCCAACAAAAUCCUUUUCAGAGUUAAAAAAAAAAAAAAACGGUCUAGCUGUAGUUUCCAUACUGAAAGCAACACUCAGCAGGCUAUGCAGCAGUAAGACUGCAGGAUCCUUGAUUCCCUCUACUGCACUGCAAAUGUGGCCACAUCCAAGCGAGAGCUUGUAAGAUCUUAGUGUCUAAUAAAUAGGUCAGAAGCGUUCUUUGACCAAAAACUACAUUUCCCACAAUGCUUGUCGAUUGUAUUGCCUGCGAAGUUACGGCUUACUGCCACUACACGGCAGUGUAGUCAUUGAUGUGGAAACCCUGCCGGAGGGAAGGUGUAACUUCGCGGGUGGAAUUGAGACAUACAAACGUUUAUCCCAUAAUGUCCAGAAAAAGAGAAGCUGAUGCAGACGGACGGCUGUGCUUCAAGGCGAAAGACCGGUAUGCCUUUUGUGUUACGAAGAGUGUUACUGACCAAAAUAAACGCUUGUUAGGAGAGAUAUAAGUUCUGUGUAAAUAUUUAUAAGACAAUAGCUGACAAAAUCUGUUUUAAUGACGUUAAUAAACAUCACUGUGACAGUGCUAGUCACAGUUUCACCGCAGCAAAGGACGAGGACGUGAAUCACUUAUCUAACCAGCCUUUAGUGAUUUCUGCCCCCAAUAACCCUUUCAAUAACCUCCAAUAACCUUUAAUUAGUCUUCAGUAGCCUUCAACAGUCUAACCUUGCAGCCGUGGUGUGUUCACUAAACUCCGUAGUUAUAAACAUCCUGAGGUUAGCAGCGCGCUAACUGACCUGUUUAUAAUGUAAUCCGAGCAGUGACUCUGUGACUCUGCUCUAAACUGCUGCUGUUAGCUGCUUGGGCUGAAAGAUGAACUGUAGAGAGCUGUAUUAUUCGGUUAGUGGGGUUAAAAUCUUUAUUUUCUACACAGAAGAAUUUUAAAAACUGUAAAAACGCUCCAGACUGCCUCAGCUGAGCCCUGUAGCCCGUGGCUGGGCUGUAGCUCUGACUGAGUAAAGACUGCGGGCUUGUGCUGCUGCUGCAGCUCCGACUAGUGGUUGUAUGAGGAACUGCUAAAUCUGAGGAACUGCUAAAUCUGUCACAUGUUCUUAACAGCUCACAAUUUUUAAUUUUAUAUUUAUUAAGCCUUAUUUCAGUAUCAAACGUUUUGAUCAAAGUUAAUUUAACUUGUAUUUAAUGUCAUUUCUAUUCACUUGACUAGUUUGGUUCUUGAUUGAUGGAGUUUUUGGAUUUCAUAACAUGACAAAUUAAAAGGAUUUAUGUUAAUAGAGCAACAAGCAAACAUUUUUUUCCAUGCAACUGUAAUAUUUGAUUGAAUAAAUAGUAUAUUGAGAGUUAUUUAACAUUAAGGAGUAAUUACAUUCAUUUUAUAUUACAUUUGGUUACAUUUUAUUACAUUUAUAAGUUACAUCUGGCCCUCAGUGGACAGCCAAUAUGCCAAUGUGGCCCUCGGCAAAAAUGAGUUUGACACCCCUGCUCUACUGGUUUUCUCAUUGGUCUAUGGUUCAGUCAGUCUGAUUAAAAAUCUGCAAGUUAAUCUACAGGGAUAUUUGGUUGUGUUGUGUUGCUAAAGUUAUAUACUCUGUUAUCUUUUCCUUAUUUGGUAUCGUUUUGCUAAAGGUUUUUUUUUAUAUCUCUAAAGGUACUAAAAAUAUCUAAUCCAUUUACUUUAUUGAUUGUUUUAUCCAGUACCAGCUAUUAUCGUUGUUUUACAUCACCUUAUGUAUUUACUCAUAUUCAUAUCUAUGUGAUUCAAUAAAAGGCUUUUAUAUUGCAAGAUCUGCAAUCUUAUCUAUUCUUUCAACUUAAGCAUUUAGCCAAAAGCUUUUGUACACAGCCAAACAUACAUUCAAGCAACCACUAUAUACAGUGCCUUGCAAAAGUAUUCGGCCCCCCCUUGAACUUUUCAAACUUUUGCCACAUUUUGGGCAAACAUAAAUAUAUGAUUUUUUUGUUUGUUUUUUGUGAAGAAUUAACAAGUGUGUAAGAAUACGGAGGAGUUUUGCCUUACUAUGUUCAUUGUUCAUUGAUUAAAGGGUUAAUCUGUGUGUAACUAAAUCAGCAUUUCACUUAAUCAGUAUGUUAUUCAAGCAUUUAGCACGAUUCAUGAUGAUUCACAUUGUGACUUAGAAUGUAUGUAUAUUGUGUCCUUGUGCUCAAAGCAAGGCCGUUUUUCUUGCAACUUAGCAUGAUUGAUUUUUUCCAGCAGAACCAUGAGUUUCUGUACAUGUAAUCUAUAGUCUGAUAAGGUUGGGGUGACCGAGUUCUCGGCUGAAGUAUAGGAUGAAUAACUGCUUAUCAGUAUCAGGAUCCGGGGGGUGUGAGGAGCCUCCUCACACACCAUUAGACUGAGGCCAGGCGAAUGCCUGUAUUUAUUAGACUCUGUCUAGGAAGAAGAGUAGAGUUGGGCGGGAGAGCUUCUCCCGAGAGGGACUACAGAGCCACAGGUCCUGUUCACACAGCCGAGAACUCUGGAAACCCCAACUUUUCUCACCUUUGGGGUUUUCCUCUUAUUUUCACCUUUUUAUUUCAAUUCAAUUUUUCAAUAAUCUUUUUACUCAAUUUUUGAUGUAUCCAAAAAAACUGUUUUGCUCAGAAGAUUCUUUGAAUAAAAUCUGACGGAACUACAA
Messenger RNA from Astyanax mexicanus (Mexican tetra), 5448 nucleotides. Its product is annotated as zinc finger protein 850-like. The transcript is spliced from 3 exons. NCBI's taxonomy places the organism in Eukaryota, Metazoa, Chordata, Actinopteri, Characiformes, Acestrorhamphidae. The coding region runs from base 208 to 2073 and encodes 621 amino acids. The record is from RefSeq and is a predicted model, not a curated record.